UCCACAGAACAGCUGGACUGAUAUGAAACAGAGAAGGAGAGGGGACAUGCCAGGUGUAAUUCUUUUUCUACCAGAAGACUGCAGUCACUUCAGCUCCUUCCUUUCACUUCCCACACACACACACACACACACACACACACACACAUCCUCACCACAGAAACAUCGGGCAGAAGGAAUGGAUCGAGGAGUCAGAGCAUAAAUAACAAGGAGCAGGGGUGGCUCUGUAGGAGGAACAGGGGUGUGGUGGAGGGGGCUUUGAGUAAAGAGUGGGAAAAAGAGCCCAAAAAACGAACGAGUCAGAGGAACAUGGAAAAUCCCUGGUUCCCAUGCCAAGAAUCUGGCACACACACACACACACACACACACACAGACAGUGUAUCUGAGAGCCUGCUGGGAGCUCAGAGCAGAGGAGAAGGUAGUGAUAAAAAUAAUCAGCGUGGCUCAGCUUCGGAAAGCCAGAUUGGGGAGAAUUCUCUGGGCUUUCUUGCUAUCUCUCUGACACUUGUAACAUACUUUCUUUUUGGUCAGAAACACCUACAUAGGAUGAAAAAAGUCUUCUAAUUGUAUUUGAAACAGCUGCAUUGCAUCUUGGGAGGCAGAAAAAGCUCACACGAUAGUAGCACAUAUUCAUUUUUCCAUUAUCUUGUCUUCUUGGGAACACUUUAACCUCCUCGAAAACCUUUCAUCUCUUGGGUUGCAGAUUUGAGUUUUCCCCUAUUGUAUGUUGAAAUGCUUACAAGGAAGGAACCAAUUGAAAGUGUAUAGUUAAAAAAAAUAUACUCAUGUUAAACCAAACUGGAUCUAAAGGGACAAAAGCUGGAAGACAAUCAUGAAUAAUUCAGCAAACACUUAAGCAAACCGGUUAUACUGUGGUUGUGAUAAUCACCACUUGCCUGCAGCCACAUUACCGCUUACUGUGCAUGUCAACAGUUUUCCUUUCCCUGCCUGACGCUUGCGAGUGGCGCAGCUGCUAUCUAUAGCACCGCUCUAUUUUCAGACCGUGCAGACAGGACGCAAUGGAACCCUUGCAAACCUUUAUUUACCGGCCACUUCUGGGGAAAAAAUGCCUCAUCUACACCCGAGGCACACACUGUCUUGUCACUUGAGAGCCUGUUUAAGGAAGAGGAAAGACCCGGGGUUUAAGAGAUCAUGGAAGCGCCCGAAGGCCUGGAGGUCGACCGGGAUAUUCAUGCCGAGAAUGCAACCCUCGGUCGGGAGCGACAGGCAGGCUGGGUGAGAGUGAGGGUGGAGCAGAGCUGGUUCACCGUGGAGCGGGCCUUGCUGGCGAGUUCCAGCAACUACUUCCACGCUCUCUUCCACUCUGGGAUGGUAGAAAGUCUCCGGGACGAGCUGCACCUGAAGGGAGGGGUGCGUGCAAGGGGCUUCCUCAUCGCCCUCGCCGUCUGCAGGGGCGAGAUUCCCACUAUCACCGAACCCGAUGAACUCGUCGAAGCUGUCGAGUGCGCCGCUUUCCUACAGGUUCCGUGUUUGGUGCAGCAUCUUUGCGACAUUAUCGACUCGGACAACUGCCUCCUGCUUUACCACGCCGCCUCCAUCUUUGGGGUGCAAGCGCUCUUUCACAAGGCAGCUCUUUUCCUUUGUGACGCUUCUGAAGAUCUUAAGGAAGUGGCAGAGAGCACAAUUCCUGAAGAACUCAUUGAAUACUCUCAAUCAUUGUCCCCUACUUCCUAUAUUGCUAUAGGCACACACACGCCUUCAAUGGAGCUGCUGGCCGACUCCUUCAGGGUUAUUUGCUACCUUGAUGAAAAAGAGGGAGAGUGGAAGCAUCUGACGAACCUUCCGACUCUGUGUAGCACGUCCAUGGCUGGAGUGGCGGUGCUUGACAAUCGACUGUACAUUGUUGGGGGAGUUUACGGUUAUGGCAAGGACACGGUGGACGCCAGCUUCUGCUACAAUCCCGAGUCAGGGGUUUGGACUGCUCUUCCAGGUCCCCAGCAACCAAGAUUUGACUUCACUCUGCUGGGGCAUGAUGGACGACUCUAUGCCAUUGGUGGAGAAUUCCAAAAGCGGACCAUUUCCACGGGAGAGACUUACGACGUUGGGAAGCGAGAGUGGACAUUUAUACAACACGCGCCAAGGCCUGUAGCGUCCGCCGCUUGCGCUGUGGCAAGACGGCGGAUGUUCGUUUGCUUCUGGAAACCACCAGACACCACAGAUAUCUAUGAGUACAUACCAGUGAAAGAUGUAUGGAAACUUGAAACAACGAUGAUCAAACCUCAAAGCUACGGCCACUGCAUGGCGGCUCACAGGGACAACCUGUACGUGAUGCGCAACGGGCCUUGUGACGACUUCCUGCGCUGUCUGAUGGACUGCUACAACAUCACAACGGGCCAGUGGACAGCCAUGCCCGGACACUACAUCAACAGCAAGGGGGCACUGUUCACCGCGAUGAUACGAGGGGACUCCGCGUUCACAGUUAAACACAUGCUGACGCUUGAAUACGCCAUCGCCGGGAACGUAUGGAAGCCCCGCAGGCAGAUGAAGGGGUUCCCAAAGAGCGGCUCACUGUGGACCUGUUUACUCAGGCUGCCCAAGACGGGACCAGUCACACCACAGCUGGGCGCAGAAGGGAAGGAAGAUGAAAUGUCUUUGCCAGACACAUCUGAGGGAUUUGAGGAAGCCGUACCGCACCCGUGAAAUGACUGCAAACCUGAAAAACAAUGCCACGUUUUUGAGGGGAAGUGUCUAAGAAUAAAAUACUCUGGUGACUGCAUAGUGACACAAGUGUUCCUCGUUUCAGUGCCUUCACUUUUCACAUGCACUCACGCUUGCACACGUGCUGACACUAAGCAUUUGUUCUGAUUAGCAACAGCUGCUACUGUAGUUUAUGUUAGAGGGAGGCCACUAUCCGUGUGUGUGUGUGUGUGUGUGUGUGUGUGUGUGUGUGUGUGUGUGUGUGUCCAAAGUUCAAAGGCACUGACGGGAUGUUCUAAACCCCUCGUUCGACAUUUUUCCUGAAGUCACACUGGGCCAAUUCAGGAGUCCACCGGCCUUCCAGUCGACAUAAAACACACCACAGCUCUCUCACACACUCUCGGAUACUCACUUCCACAGGUUUCUUGCCCCCUGAGUGAUUAAAUACCUGUUUCUGUGGGAGAAUAUGUUUCACGUAGCCUCAGGGUUGUGGCUCUGAGGUUUGUGGGAAAUGCUUUUGGCUUGUAUGACCGCAGACUGCAUUUCUUUUAGUAUAUUAAAAAGCCAAUUUCCUUGGCAAGAUGUGAUUUCAAACAAUACUUUAUGUUUAUCUUUAGUUAUACUACUUACUGUCACUUUAAAAGUGGCACUGUGUAGUUUUAGAGAAACUAAGAAUUGUA
Acanthopagrus latus (yellowfin seabream) is the source of this 3335-nucleotide messenger RNA. Its product is annotated as kelch repeat and BTB domain-containing protein 13. The coding region runs from base 1150 to 2658 and encodes 502 amino acids. Gene Ontology annotation, molecular function: protein binding. Lineage: Eukaryota; Metazoa; Chordata; Actinopteri; Spariformes; Sparidae. The transcript has a single exon. The record is from RefSeq and is a predicted model, not a curated record.